CCUCGCGGCUUAUGGAAGAAUCGAUUCUGUGUCAACUUAAGGCAGACUUACCGUGUCUUCUAAGGAAAUGUAGUAGGAUUUUAACGUGAGAGGCCUGAAAGAUUGAAGUGUUGUAUUUUGCAAAGAGUGCUGAAAUAGCUGGAGUUCGCUCGGAGACCAUUUCUGUGCCACAGGAAAUCAAAGCAUCGCAGCUGUGGAAGGAGCUAGAGACUCUCCAUCCUGGGCUGGCUGAUGUUAGAAACCAGGUGAUAUUUGCUGUUCGUCAAGAGUAUGUCGAGCUUGGAGAUCAGCAACUCCUGCUUCAGCCCGGAGACGAGGUUGCCAUCAUCCCGCCAAUCAGCGGGGGAUAGUGCAUCUGAGCCAUCUGGGAACGACGCGGAUGAAGUUCAGGAGAAACCUAAAGACAUAGUACAGUUCACUGCCGAGAAGCUCUCAGUGGGUGAAGUGUCACAGUUGGUGGUGUCCCCUCUGUGUGGUGCCGUGUCUCUCUUUGUAGGGACUACGAGAAAUAACUUUGAAGGCAAGAAAGUCAUUAGUUUAGAAUAUGAAGCAUAUGUACCAAUGGCAGAAAAUGAAAUCAGAAAAAUUUGUCACGACAUUAGACAGAAAUGGCCAGUGAGACACAUAGCGGUGUUCCAUCGGCUUGGUUUGGUUGCAGUGUCAGAAGCAAGCACAGUUAUUGCUGUGUCCUCACCUCACAGAGCUGCAUCCCUUGAAGCCGUGAGCUACGCCAUUGAUUCUUUAAAAGCCAAGGUGCCCAUAUGGAAAAAGGAAAUAUAUGAAGAAUCAACAUCAACUUGGAAAAGGAACAAAGAAUGCUUCUGGGCAGCUGGUGACUAGUCAAUUUUGGUGCACUAAAUCUUAAAUUUGGUUGCAGCACAUCAGAUGCUUUAAUUUUCUGUGAGAACAGAAACUUAUGCUACUGAAAGCCUGAGUUGUGUAGAAUUGAAUUUUGAAUAUGUGAGCUGGAGCAAAAGGAGUCCCUAAGACAUACUGAGAUGUGUGAUGUUGCAGUAAAAACCCAGCGAGAGAGCAGCCGACUGUCAAAACAAGUUUAAUGAUAUUUAACAACAAGGUCUGAAAGGGAUGAUUUACAGUUAAAUAAAACGUUUCUGUCUGGUUCUUGUGCUUUUCUUUA
Messenger RNA from Grammomys surdaster, 1138 nucleotides. It is a transcript of the gene Mocs2, whose product is annotated as molybdenum cofactor synthesis 2. The transcript is spliced from 8 exons. The record is from RefSeq and is a predicted model, not a curated record. Gene Ontology annotation, biological process: Mo-molybdopterin cofactor biosynthetic process. Bases 271 to 840 code for a protein of 189 amino acids. Lineage: Eukaryota; Metazoa; Chordata; Mammalia; Rodentia; Muridae. Gene Ontology annotation, molecular function: molybdopterin synthase activity. Gene Ontology annotation, cellular component: cytosol.